AGGUCUUCGACGCCGACGGGAGUUCGAGUCCAGCGGAUCGGUGAACCAUCAAACUUUCAACAAAACCAUUUUUGUUACUCCUUUUCUUAGUGAUAUUCUUGUUUUAAUCUUAUUUUCACGGGUGUACAGAGACGGCAUUACGAUAUACGGCCUGAGAUCUAUGCGCCGUACUACCAGACGCGUCAGCACUCCACGAUCCCAUUCGGCCCCCUUUUUCGUCGUAGGCGUUUUUGGAUAUAGCAACACCAACGCGAAGCGCGACGAUAUAUAGCCUUUGCGACCACAUAUAUACGGUCGCGUCCUAAUCAUACAUAUCUCGAUCCGUCUACCACACGCCUUUCACCUAUAACACGCCGACACAAUGUGGUGGUGGCUUACGGCCCUCUCGGGCAGCAUCACUCCCCUCUUCCUCGUCCUCUCGCCCAUCCUCUCCUAUGGCGACCAAGUGCACUCCAUGCACAAGGCCAAGUCCAGCGCCGGCUUCUCUUUGGACAUUCCCUUGAUCAUGCUUGUUGCCUCUUUGCUCAGGAUAUUCUACUAUCCCGGAGCCAAGUAUGACACCGCCCUGUUCAUCCAGUCCCUCAUCAUGGUCGGAGUCCAAGUCGUGCUCCUCAAGGUCGCGCUGGACCACCGCCCUGUCCCAUCCUCCAGGGGAGGUGACGCCGCUGUUCCCUUCGCGAAGGCGCAAGACGAGGAGUACCAGCGUCCAUACAACUUCUGGCAGUGGAAGUCGCCCAAGCCAUACUGGCAAUUCGUCUUCUACCUCUUCGCCGGCCUCGUCGCCUGCCAGAUCCUUCUCUCGCCCUUCGAGUCCCUCUACAUGUCCUACUCCUCCCUCAUCGGCUACAUCGGUCUCUCCAUCGAAGCGACCCUUCCCAUCCCCCAGAUCCUCGUCAACCACAAGUCUCGCUCGUCCAAAGGUCUCCGCGUGUCGGUAUUGGCCAUGUGGUUGGCCGGGGACGCCAUGAAGAUGUUCUGGUUCUUCACUUCGUCCAGCGAGAUCCCCUGGUCUUUCAAGGGCUGCGGUAUCUUCCAGGCCUGCUGCGACUCCUACCUUGGCGUCCAGUAUCUGAUGUAUGGAAGCGGCGAGGGGGUCUCGGGCGCUUUUAAGGAUUACCCGCUCGAGAACUACCCCGUGCCUGGGAGCCACAGCGUGGUUACUGGCCGUGAAGGUGUUGCGGCGAGGCGGACGUCGAACGCUGAUAAGAGGAUAUUAUAGAGGGUAGAAAGAGGAUUGUUUAGAGUAUUAAUAAUGUAGAAUUGCUGCUUCUGGUCAGCAUCGGCUUGGAGA
Neurospora tetraspora is the source of this 1291-nucleotide messenger RNA. RefSeq lists its product as uncharacterized. The record is from RefSeq and is a predicted model, not a curated record. Gene Ontology annotation, cellular component: trans-Golgi network; endosome. Bases 362 to 1219 code for a protein of 285 amino acids. Gene Ontology annotation, biological process: phospholipid translocation; retrograde transport, endosome to Golgi. NCBI's taxonomy places the organism in Eukaryota, Fungi, Ascomycota, Sordariomycetes, Sordariales, Sordariaceae. The transcript has 3 exons.